Messenger RNA from Cotesia glomerata, 1952 nucleotides. RefSeq names its product E3 ubiquitin-protein transferase MAEA (gene Kaz). The transcript has 5 exons. NCBI's taxonomy places the organism in Eukaryota, Metazoa, Arthropoda, Insecta, Hymenoptera, Braconidae. Gene Ontology annotation, biological process: proteasome-mediated ubiquitin-dependent protein catabolic process. The coding region runs from base 591 to 1766 and encodes 391 amino acids. Gene Ontology annotation, molecular function: protein binding; ubiquitin protein ligase activity. Gene Ontology annotation, cellular component: cytoplasm; GID complex; nucleus. The record is from RefSeq and is a predicted model, not a curated record.
UUGAAAAUGUUUGACAGAGUACCAACUUGGGUGUUUAGAAGUACAUAAUAACAGAAUUAACUUGUCGACGAUUGUUUACUGUCAUCAUUUACUAUCAAAGUCAAUCAGCUGAUUAAUUGUACUUAUAUUAGGAAGAGUACCAACAUUAAAAAAAAAAUAUAUCAACUUUCUAAGAUAAUUCACCACCACCAUUUAUAAACCAGCUGAUGAACGAUGUACUGUAUAUUGGUACUGUACUAACUAUUGGGAUUGGGAUGGAUAAUUCAUCACAAAACAGUUGCUUGCUAGCUCUUACAAUCACCACUAAAAUUUUUAAGACGCAGUAUACAUAUGAUACGUGUGUGUCAUUGAUGUGUGUGUAGAGUUUUGAGCUUGGAGCUUCAAGGCCUAUUAAUUAUUUUCUUUAUCUGUUUUCCCACUGACUAAUUCUGUUCCAAUAACUCCAAUUAUAAACACCGUGUAAAUUUUAGCAACUCACCGCAAUCAACUUGCGAUGAUUGAAUAGUAAAAUGGUGAUUUAGGAUUUUAGUUAGCUACGAGAUAUUUUUUUUCAAGGUUUAUUUUUUUCUGUUGUCAUCAAAACUCGAAAAAUGUCGGACAUAAAAAGUAUGGAGCACCCUACUUUGAAGGUGCCGUACGAGCUGCUGAACAAAAAGUUCCGAUCUACGCAAAAAGUGCUGGAUCGUGAGGUAUCACAUGUGCAGAUAGCUGCUAAUGAAUUGGAGAAAGGAAUUAAUAAUAAUAAUGGGCAUGCAACAACGGGAGAAAUAAGUCGUUUAUUAGGUGGUGUUGUUGCGAAACUACAAGUAUUGAAGAGAAAGGCUGAAGAAUCUAUUUCUGAAGAGCUCCAAGCUGGUAUGGUUUGCAAGAGACGUUUGGAUCAUUUGAAGGAGCAUGGCAGCUCUUCCCCGAGUGUUGUCAAUCAGUGGCGGAGACAAAGGCUUGAUAGAAUGCUCGUUGAAUAUUUUUUAAGAAAAGGAUAUUAUAAAACUGCUAUGAAGCUUGCUGAUACUACUGAGCUUCGAGAGUUGACAAAUAUUGAUGUAUUUAUGGUGUCCCGAGAAGUGGAGAUAUCUCUGGCAAAUCAUGAAACAGCCAGAUGCUUAGGAUGGUGCCAUGAUAACAGAUCAAAGUUGAGAAAAUUGGGUAGCACAAUGGAGUUCAAUUUACGAGUUCAAGAAUUUAUUGAAUUAGUAAGAGCCGACCGCAGAUUAGAUGCUGUCAAGCACGCUCGUAAGUGCUUUGCCAACUACGACGAGUAUCAGCUCCAAGAGAUCCAGAGUUGUAUGGGCCAGCUGGCCUUCCCUGCGAACCCUUAUCUCAGUCCCUACAAAGAUUUACUAGACGAAAAACGAUGGGACCGGCUGAUCGAACAAUUUCGACACGAAAAUUACAGAUUGUUCCAGCUGGCGAGUCAAAGUGUCUUUACAGUCGCUCUCCAAGCUGGCUUGUCCGCGUUGAAGACUCUUCAGUGCUAUGGUGCUAACAAGGAAUGUAAAAAUCCUAGCUGUCCUGUUUGCAACGAAAAUCUCAAUGAACUAGCUUCACCUUUACCUUUUGCUCAUUGCUCCCAGUCUAGACUUGUAUGCAGUAUUAGCGGCGAGCCACUUAAUGAAUAUAAUCAACCCAUGAUGAUGCCCAAUGGAUAUGUUUAUGGUGAAAAGGCGCUUGAAAAAAUGGCACAAGAAAAUAACGGAGCAGUAACUUGCCCAAAAACCAAAGAAGUAUUUCCAUUUAAAAAAAUCGAAAAAAUUUAUGUUAUGUAAUAUAAAGUUCCUAAAUUAAAAUACACAUCGCUGUAUUAUGUAACAACUUCUUUGAACAUUAAUAUUAUUAUUAUAAUUAUAAUUAAUAAUUAAUAAUUAAUAGUUAAAAACUAUUAUUAAUAUUACUUGAAUCUUAACUAAUAUGUAAGAUGUAAAAUAAUACAAUAUAUUUUUUAAUCAAGUUUA